Molecule: messenger RNA, 939 nt
Organism: Adineta steineri
Lineage: Eukaryota; Metazoa; Rotifera; Eurotatoria; Adinetida; Adinetidae
Source: the annotation of a GenBank genome assembly
AUGACAACACUUUUUGAUAUUGCUUUAUAUGCACUGUUUUAUACUGGCAUCAUAAUGCGACAUACUAUGGGUAAUACGCCACAUUUAUUAACGGCUGCAAGGAUUAUUAUGGCUAUUGAUUUGGAAUUGUGGUAUUUACGAUCGUUGAAAUUUAUGAUUUCACAUAGCUAUCUUGGACCUAAACUUCUAAUGAUUAAAACUAUGACACGAGAUUUGAUCACUUUCUUAUAUAUCAUAUUUGUAUUUAUUACUGCUUAUGGUGUUGUUUCACGCGCGAUGAUCAUGCAUAACAAAAUCGAUUUCAGUCUCUAUAGCAUAUUCAGUGAAAUACUUUAUCCUCCCUAUUCAUUUUUAUUUGGUGGUAGUGAUAAAGUUCUCGAGGAAAUGAGUGAAAAUAAAAACGGAACUUACAUUGCAGAAAUAACUGCUACACAUGUUUUGUUAGCAAUGCAUAUGCUAUUUAUUAGUGUACUUAUGUUGAAUCUUCUUAUUGCUGUAUUUGGUUUUACAAUAAACAACGUUCAAGAUAAUACAACAUUUCAUUGGCAAUAUCAACGAUAUCAAUUGAUAUGUGAAUAUUUCGAAAAACCUCUGUUCUCAUAUCCACCACUGAUUAUUUUACCACAUAUGUGGUUCUUGGUAACACGUAUGUUCUAUGCAAUCACAAAGUCCCGUAAUUAUUAUCGCAGUAAUUACGGUGAUGGAGGAUUUCAGCAAAUGAAAGAAAAAGUUUUCAAAAUAAUUCCAAAGAACAAAACAUUAAUGAACUACCGUUGGGAUUACUUUGAACAUGAAGCAACGAAAACCUAUGCAAGAUCAUUGUUACAAAAUGGAUUUGUUGUGAACUCAAGUCCUACAAUUGAUACGAUACAUGAUGACAUUCAGCAAUUACGAUCAGUUGUCGAACAGCUUCGGACAUCAUCAAUGAAGAAACUAUGA